This is a messenger RNA of Macrobrachium nipponense, 2115 nucleotides long. Its product is annotated as galactoside alpha-(1,2)-fucosyltransferase 2-like. The record is from RefSeq and is a predicted model, not a curated record. The coding region runs from base 696 to 1907 and encodes 403 amino acids. Gene Ontology annotation, cellular component: membrane. The transcript has 9 exons. Gene Ontology annotation, biological process: carbohydrate metabolic process. Lineage: Eukaryota; Metazoa; Arthropoda; Malacostraca; Decapoda; Palaemonidae. Gene Ontology annotation, molecular function: galactoside 2-alpha-L-fucosyltransferase activity.
UGAUGACUCGGAGUCAGCAGGGGAAGGAGGUUGAAUCGGUCCCGGGUCUCAGUUGUUUCUCCUCCUCCGUCCGCAUAACAUCGACGCGACCCGUCCACCGAAGUGCCUCUUUACCUCCGCUUAGUGUUUUUAUUAUUAUUAAUUUUUAAAACGUUUUGGAUUGGAAAUGUCGAAUCCCACUCAGUUUUUACGGUCGGAAAGUUGCCAAGACGCGUUUAGCCAAGAAACCUAAUCAGUAUUCAGUUGUAGGAAUGAAACGAAAGUAAUUGAAUAUGCAGGAUUACAUUUACUCCCGUGAUGAUAUUAUGCUAGGUGUUUAUCAGCCGGCCGGUAUCAUGAUUUCGUUCUGAUAUCUCGCAUAACUGUCUAUAGCGUCAUCAUUUUUCGCAGUUGUGACCGGUUUGUCCGAAAAUAUUAAUGCUUUCGUUCAAGUCUUAGUCGGAUGACCUCAAUUCUGGCAAUCUUAUUAAAUAAUCUGUCGAAAGCAUGAUGGACGAACUCUGAUGUGAUCGCCGUACCGCAAGGCAGAAAUAAAAGGAGAUGGAUAACACGAAAAUUAAUCCAACGGAAAUGGGAUUUCAGUUGGAAGAAACGCUAGACCCAAUGACGAAACACACAAACCUCAUAUCCUCAGCAGUUAUGAGACUGCCUGCACUAUAGCGACGCACUGACGCCACAAGAAGUGUGACAAGGAUAUGAAGUUGACUGGUCAACAGGCUUGCUUCUUAGCAGUACUCUCUCUCGCAGUCUUCUCUGUCUCCACAUAUUUCGUUUCGAAAAAUCCCACAAAUUUACGACGACCCAGAGUGGUUAACGUUGUAACGACCUUAGGCGACUUCCAGGAAGCAGACCUAGAGCAACUCACAGUUCAGGUGGCAGAGGGUAAACUUCAGCUUGCAGAGAGUGCAGUUCAACUUGCAGAGAGUAAACCCCAAUUGGCAGAGAGUAAAUCCUCAAAUAUUUCGCUAGUCACCAGUAGACCCUUGGAAAACAAGUGUAACGUUUCGACGGAGCCAGUAUUGUCUAUCGCCCCUUGGCAAAGAGUGACUUACCCAGGGAAACUAUGGAAGGGCCUCCAACUCCCGAUGAUAGCCAUUGGAAGCUCUGGAAGGCUUGGGAACCUCAUGGGGAAUUACGCUUCGAUAUUCGGCCUAGGUCGCACUUACAACACGACUGUGAGGAUUGACGUGGGAUUACAGAAGCAGCUCGUCAAGAUAUUUCCACGUAUCACAAUCCCCUCCAUUGACACAAAUGCAUCCAAGGCAGAGUUACACAAGUUGCCCUACCUCGGGAAUUACGUCUAUGGGGACAAAGAAGCAGCAGCAGCUGGCCUCUUAGGAGCCUACGCUUUCCUCGCCGAGGGAUAUCCAAUAGAGAUACAGCUGUUCCAUGCAUAUGGCUGUGAAAUUAGGAAUGAAUUUACAUUUGCACCAGACAUACAAGAAAAGGUACAGAAGUUUUGGGUGGCGAAGAAAAACUUCAUCAAAGAUACCGUCCUGGUUGGCUUCCACAUAAGACGUAAGGAUUACCUGAAGUAUGUUAAGCGCAGAGGAGAGCAGAUGCCGAAUCAGACGUACUACAACAACGCGAUGAAAUUCUACAAAGACAAGUUUCCGAAGGUCGUUUUCGUCAUUGGUUCAGAUGACGCGAAGUACAUCAAGGCAGAGUUCAAAGGUCGCCCAGAGGUCAUCUUUGUGCCAGGCAAAAGCCCGGAGGAAGACAUGGCCAUCCUGGCGUCUUGUAACCACAGCAUCAUAACCGUCGGUACGUUCGGCUUCUGGACGGCGUACCUGGCAGGGGGGCUCGUCGUUUAUCCAGGUGACUUCUUCAUCCCCAACUACCCCCUCCAGAAGGACAGGUACGAAAGAGCCAGCAUGGAUCGCUUCGUCCCGAUUUCUCGUACCUGACGUCUGACGCUCGUCUUCCAUUGGUGGAGAGACGGAAAUCCUGAGCAUUUCCUCUGAAGUACUAAUUUAUUUCACGCCUAGACUUGCCACAGCACUUGUGCUGCGAAGUACUUACUACAUUCAUCGUUCAUUCUUGCCUACAUAUAAGUUCUCUGGAACUUGAUGUAUCGGUGCCAUUACAUUAUUCGGUCAUUGCCUCACAUACACA